AAAACCCCUCCUCUGUACCUCCAAGGCCAUCAUCUUCAUUCUCCACCAGCCUGUGUCUUCCGCCCAUUAAACCAACAGUUGUCAACGACUGAUCAAACACCAGAGAGAGUUCAAAACUGGCAAAAAUGCUGUCAGAAUCCGGCGAGAGACGACCCACGAAACCGCAACAAGGGGGUGCACCACCAACAGAACCGGAACACCUCCCAUGCCCACGCUGUGACUCUAGUAACACAAAGUUCUGCUACUACAACAACUACAACUCCUCUCAGCCUCGCCACUUCUGCAAGACCUGCCGGAGAUACUGGACACAGGGUGGGACACUCCGCGACAUCCCUGUCGGCGGUGGAAGCCGCAAGAAUGCCAAACGUUCUCGCACCAUCACCUCUGUCGCUACCUUCACUCAGGACAACAGGCACGUGAUUGGCACCGCCGCUCCCCUUUUGGUCCCUCUUGCCGCCGAGCACGGUGGUGCCGUACCAUUUGUAGGGGAUGCUAAGCAGCCAAGUUUGAAUUUUUGUGGAAGUUUUACUUCACUGUUGAAUAACCAGGGGCCGGGAAUGUUGGCACUGGGUCUCGGGGGGUUUGGGCUUGGGCUUGGGUUUGGGUCUGGGUUUGAGGAUUUGAGCUUUGGAGUUGGAAGGGCUGUUUGGCCUCUCCCGGGGGUUGGACUAGGAGAUGGUGGCGCUACUGGUGGUGGUGGAGAUAAUGGUAGUGUUGUGGGGAAUCCAUGGCAGCUGGAGGGUGGAGACGGUGGCUAUGGUGGUGGCGAUUGCUUUCCUGUGUCGGAUCUUGUCAUUUCCACACCCGGAAAUUGUAUGAAAUGAC
Messenger RNA from Ilex paraguariensis (yerba mate), 825 nucleotides. NCBI's taxonomy places the organism in Eukaryota, Viridiplantae, Streptophyta, Magnoliopsida, Aquifoliales, Aquifoliaceae. The record is from the annotation of a GenBank genome assembly.